This is a messenger RNA of Perca fluviatilis (European perch), 4272 nucleotides long. RefSeq names its product junction plakoglobin b (gene jupb). Gene Ontology annotation, molecular function: transcription coactivator activity; protein phosphatase binding; cadherin binding. The record is from RefSeq and is a predicted model, not a curated record. Gene Ontology annotation, cellular component: adherens junction; catenin complex. Gene Ontology annotation, biological process: cell adhesion; positive regulation of transcription by RNA polymerase II. Bases 303 to 2558 code for a protein of 751 amino acids. NCBI's taxonomy places the organism in Eukaryota, Metazoa, Chordata, Actinopteri, Perciformes, Percidae. The transcript has 17 exons.
CCAUACUCUCCUCUCCUGUGACGCUGUAGCAGCCGAGCCGCUGCCGGUUCGCUCCCGUCCCUCUGCCCGGCUGGCUGCGUGCUGCACACCGUGUUAAACGGGAGACAUAUAGAUACAGCGAGGGCACAUAGGCGAAAAAAAACCAUUAGCGGAUCUGAACCUGAACUAUACGGACUGUGGAUUUAAGGAGAGGAACGACGGACAAUUUGAAGCCGUGACUGCUGCGACAGGGAGCCGCUCCAGCCUACUGUCCAGUUAACAAGGUCAGAGGUCAGUGAAGGCAGUGGUACCAGUUGGUGGAGAUGAUGUCCAUGCAAAUGAGUGAGGCGAACAGUGUGGUGAAGGUGGCGGAAUGGCAGCAGACCUACUACGCCUCAGACUCUGGAAUCCAAUCAGGAGCCACCACAGUCCUGGAUGAUGAGAGCAGCACUGAGUACAGCGGCCGUAAAAAGUACAAUGGUAGUACUACAACCAGUACUACCACUGCUUCUGCUACUGCCACCACUGGGAGAGAAGGAGACACCGCAGCUGGUGGAAUAGAGAGCCCCACGGAUUUAGACGCUCAGUACUCUCUAACCCGUGCUCAGCGCGUCAGGGCCGCCAUGUUCCCAGAGACCCUAGUGGAGGGGGAGGCAGCCAUGCCCGUCCAAUCAGAUCCUUCACAGCAAAGUAAUGUGCAACGACUUGCUGAGCCUUCCCAGCUGCUAAAGACGGCUAUAGUCCACCUGAUAAACUACCAGGACGAUGCCGAGCUGGCCACUAGGGCAGUACCAGAGCUCACCAAGCUGCUAGGAGACGAAGAUCCGGUUGUGGUGAACAAGGCAGCCAUGAUAGUCAACCAGCUGACACGUAAGGAGGCCAGUCGUCGGGUGCUGGUGCAGUCUUCGGCCAUGGUGAGCGCUGUGGUGCGCGCCAUGACAACUGCGGUUGACAUGGAGACAGCCCGUUGUGCGGCCAGCGUGCUGCACAGCCUGUCGCACCAGAGGGAGGGACUGCUGGCCAUAUUCAAGUCUGGAGGGAUACCUGCACUGGUGCGCAUGCUAAGUUCACCGGUGGAAUCAGUCUUAUUUUAUUCCAUCACCACCCUCCACAACCUGCUGCUGCACCAAGAGGGGGCCAAAAUGGCGGUGCGCCUUGCUGAUGGCCUGCAGAGGAUGGUUCCCUUGCUAAAAAAGAGCAACCCCAAGUUCCUGGCUAUCACCACUGACUGUCUGCAGCUCCUGUCAUAUGGCAACCAGGAGAGCAAGCUGAUCAUCCUAGCCAAUGGAGGCCCAGAGGGUCUGGUGUUCAUCACGAGGAACUACAACUACGAGAAGCUCCUGUGGACCACCAGUCGCGUUCUUAAAGUGCUCUCUGUCUGUCCCAGCAACAAGCCUGCGAUAGUAGAGGCUGGUGGUAUGCAGGCUUUGGGCCAACACCUUACAGGUUCUAGUCAGCGUCUGAUCCAGAACUGUCUAUGGACGCUCCGCAAUCUGUCAGAUGCUGCAACCAAACAAGAGGGAUUAGAUGGUCUGCUGCAGAUAUUGGUCACCCAGCUGGGCUCAGAUGACGUCAACAUGUUGACCUGUGCAACUGGCAUCCUGUCAAACCUCACCUGUAAUAACUCACGCAACAAGACUCUGGUGACUCAGUAUGGCGGUGUGGAGGCGUUGAUCCACGCCGUGCUUCGAGCUGGGGAAAAAGAGGAUGUUGCUGAGCCGGCAGUCUGUGCCCUGCGUCACCUCACUUCUCGCCACCAGGACGCCGAGCUGGCCCAGAAUGCUGUGCGGCUGCACUACGGUAUCCCAGCUGUCGUCAAGUUGCUGGGGCAGCCGCACUACUGGCCUGUAGUAAAGGCUACGGUUGGUCUGAUCCGGAACCUGGCGCUGUGCCCGGCCAAUCAGGCGCCACUGAGGGAGGCAGGUGCUAUUCCACGAUUGGUCAACCUGCUGCUGAAGGCUCAUCAGGACACACAAAGACACGCCUCCUCAGCACAGCAAACAUACCAGGAUGGUGUCCGCAUGGAGGAAAUAGUAGAGGGCUGCACAGGAGCGCUUCACAUUCUGGCGAGAGACCCCAUAAACAGAGGAGAGAUUGCUAGCAUGCAGACCAUUCCACUGUUUGUACAGCUGCUGUACUCGUACGUGGAGAACGUGAAGCGAGUAUCGGCGGGCGUCCUGUGCGAGCUGGCCCUGGACAAACAGUCUGCAGAGCUCAUCGAUGCAGAGGGAGCGUCAGCACCACUCAUGGAGCUGCUGCACUCCAACAACGAGGGAAUCGCCACGUACGCAGCAGCAGUGCUGUUCCGAAUUUCGGAAGACAAGAGUUCAGACUACAGGAAGAGAGUGUCAGUGGAGCUCACACACUCACUCUUCAAACAUGACCCUGCGGCCUGGGAAAUGGCCCAUGCAGUUCCUUUGGAGCCUACAUACCUAGCUGAUGAGAUAGAUGGCUCUUACCCUCCCUAUGGCUACGCUGAUCUGUCUCUGGACAGCCUGCCGCUAGAUCCUGACCUCCACGAGCCCUACAUCCCCGACAUGACCUAUGACCCAAGACAAGUCUACCCUGAACCUCUCUAACAGGAGAUUAAAACAGAAAUGCUGAAAGAAAACAAGAGCAUGAACAAAUCACAGGAAGAAAGACUGGAGGAAUGGAUGGAGGAAGAAGGAGAUUGGAGUUUUUAAUCACAAACGGAAUCAGCCCUUUCCAACGGGAGGGGAAAAAAAAAUUCCCAUUUGGCAAUCAAGAACUAUCAAAAGAGGUUGCUUAUUAAAAAGAGGUUUAUUGUUGCUGUAAAUGAAAUAUGUAACUUUGUUAUAAUGUUUUACUGUGGGGUGGAAGUGUGUGUGGGGGCGGGGGGUGUCUGAAGAUUUGAGACAUUGUUACACGGGUAACCUUUUGAAGCAAUCAAACUAGGCAAGAAUGCAUUACAGUUUGGGACGUGUGGAGCAAAUAUAGGAGGGGCUUAACCAAACUUAGCUGGUAAUGCUUACCAAAUGUUUUAGCAUUUUAUCUGUACAGGAGCUACUAGUUAGAGAGAAUUUGAAUUUGCUGAAAUAUUACGACAUCAAUGUUAAAGUGGGAUGUCAGUGAUGCAAUGCCUGUUGUAACAUUAGCUGUGACAUACAGAUAAUAUUUUUCUCACAUGUUGAUACCUCAUGGGAAACACCCAUAUUAGUCAGUAAGAAGUUCCAUUACAUUAUAGUUAACUAUAGCCCCCAGUUUAACCAAAUGUUUUAUUGACAUCACUAAAACACUCACUAUGAUAACUAUUCACAACUCUGAGAUUUUUUCUUGCAAAACCUGCAGCAUUUUACAGAAUAGAUUUUGUCCCUGAUUGGCAUUACUGCCUAUCACCAUUGCUACCAAAUGUUACCCAUGUAUCCCAGCCUUUGGCUGCUGUCUUUUAGAUGUCUCCACUGUGUAUUUGAUGGUGCACAUGUCCCAGGGUGUCCAUGUGUGGUUGUUGCAUGGUAGUAUCGUGUACUCAUGGAAAUAUUCUUUACCUUUACAUACUGAGAAAAAUAGAUAUCCGGGUUGUACAAGCCACUUUGGAUUACGCCGGCCAUUUGGAAAACCUCAGUGAGGAACAGGACUACAAAUCCCACCAUGUCACAGCCUCACUUUCAUCAAGUGGAUAUUCUGUUCAAAUGGCCAUAGGAAAUGGACUACAAAUCAUCUUGGCAUCUUCGGCAUCAGACUACACAGCCCAUCAUUUUUCAGUAAUACCCAGUUGGACCAACACCUCCACUGGAAAUGGACCGCAGCUCUUUGAUCAGUUUGUACACACCUUUGUGGGUGCCAUGUAGUACACUGCAGAGUAAAUUUACAACUUGCACCUUGCUUACACAAACAUUAUGACAUGGCUUUUGUACUACUGUGGGCGGAUCAUAGAAAUUUGUUGAUAACUGUAUGUCACUGGUCACUGUCAAUAGAGGAGUAGGGGGUGCAACCUCUAAUACAACAUAAUACGUGCUGCUGCUCACAGCAUGUGUUAAGAUUCAGUCAUUGAUUAGUAUGCAGCACCUUUUCUAUCUAACCAUCACAUCAUAUUGCAGUCUACAUGGUCUGCAUUUAAGUUGCUGCAGUUGGAAUGUGGACAUCAUGGCACCAGGGGGAAAUGUACUUGCACAGUACAAGGCUGCUGUUGUCGGUUGCAAUACGAACAACAACCGCGUUAGCCUGCAAUGUUAAGAAAGCACAACUACAAUGACUAAUCAACUGCUAAGGCAAUCUACCACAGCUAUACUGUUCCUGAAUCUGAACAUCAUUAAAUUUUGUUAUUUUCAACUG